AAGAAGAGCGUGGCCGGCCGCGGCCACCGCUGGCCCCAGGGAAAGCCGAGCGGCCACCGAGCCGGCAGAGACCCACCGAGCGGCGGCGGAGGGAGCAGCGCCGGGGCGCACGAGGGCACCAUGGCCCAGACGCCCGCCUUCGACAAGCCCAAAGUGAGCGCGCGCGGGGGCUCCGGGGACGGGGGUCCAGCGCCUGGGCGGCCCGAGGGACUUAGCGGGGCCCAGCCUGGGGCGUCCAAACCCUGGGAACGAACGGGGGCUCCUGCAGGCGAGUUCUUCCUUCGGCUAAGGCCGUGGCUUGCUUGCGGGCUAAUCAGGGACAAUGGGGCAGAGAAGGUCCAGAACCCGGAGGCCUCCAGAGUCUGCUUCUGCCCCUGACUUGACCCCUCUGGGUCUCAGUUUCGCUGUCUGUCAAGUGGGCAUCCUAGCACCGUUGAGCGCUGUGUGGGCCUGGGCAGGGACUUGAGGUCUCUGAAGCUCAGCUGUAUGAUCAGGCCCGAUGUCUACGCCGGAUAGGCACCUAGUGCUGUGCCCGGCGCCUACUGAGUGCUCAGUGAAUGGAAGCAGCUUUGUACGCCAGCGUUAUGGUGGUGAGCGCCAAGGAGCUCAGGUAGAACUGCAUGUCCACCUAGACGGAUCCAUCAAGCCUGAAACCAUCUUAUACUAUGGCAGGAGGAGAGGGAUCGCCCUCCCAGCUAACACAGCAGGGGGGCUGCUGAACGUCAUUGGCAUGGACAAGCCGCUCACCCUUCCAGACUUCCUGGCCAAGUUUGACUACUACAUGCCUGCUAUCGCGGGCUGCCGGGAGGCUAUCAAAAGGAUCGCCUAUGAGUUUGUAGAGAUGAAGGCCAAAGAGGGCGUGGUGUAUGUGGAGGUGCGGUACAGUCCGCACCUGCUGGCCAACUCCAAAGUGGAGCCAAUCCCCUGGAACCAGACUGAAGGGGACCUCACCCCAGACGAGGUGGUGGCCCUAGUGGGCCAGGGCCUGCAGGAGGGGGAGCGAGACUUCGGGGUCAAGGCCCGGUCCAUCCUGUGCUGCAUGCGCCACCAGCCCAACUGGUCCCCCGAGGUGGUGGAGCUGUGUAAGAAGUACCAGCAGCAGACCGUGGUGGCCAUUGACCUGGCUGGAGAUGAGACCAUCCCAGGAAGCAGCCUCUUGCCUGGACAUGUCCAGGCCUACCAGGAGGCUGUGAAGAGCGGCAUUCACCGUACUGUCCACGCCGGGGAGGUGGGCUCGGCCGAAGUAGUAAAAGAGGCUGUGGACAUACUCAAGACAGAGCGGCUGGGACACGGCUACCACACCCUGGAAGACCAGGCCCUUUAUGACAGAGUGCGGCAGGAAAACAUGCACUUCGAGAUCUGCCCCUGGUCCAGCUACCUCACUGGUGCCUGGAAGCCGGACACGGAGCAUGCAGUUGUUCGGCUCAAAAAUGACCAGGCUAACUACUCGCUCAACACAGAUGACCCGCUCAUCUUCAAGUCCACCCUGGACACUGAUUACCAGAUGACCAAACGGGACAUGGGCUUUACUGAAGAGGAGUUUAAAAGGCUGAACAUCAAUGCGGCCAAAUCUAGUUUCCUCCCAGAAGAUGAGAAGAGGGAGCUUCUCGACCUGCUCUAUAAAGCCUAUGGGAUGCCACCUUCAGCCUCUGCAGGAAGGAGUUCCUUUCUGGUUCUGGUGUUCUAUGAUUUUUACAACAUCCUGGGUACUACAAGUUGCCUGAUCUUUCUGCUUCUCUGAACCAACGAGCAGGGCAGAACCUCUGAAGACGCCACUCCUCCAAGCCUUCGCCCUGUGGAGUCACCCCAACUCUGUGGGGCUGAGCAACAUUUUUACAUUUAUUGCUUCCAAGAAGACCAUGAUCUCAAUAGUCAGUUACUGAUGCUCCUGAACCCUAUGUGUCCAUUUCUGCACACACGUAUACCUCGGCAUGGCCGCGUCACUUCUCUGAUUAUGUGCCCUGGCCAGGGGCCAGCACCCUUGCACAUGGGCAUGGUUGAAUCUGAAACCCUCCUUCUGUGGCAACUUGUACUGAAAAUCUGGUGCUCAAUAAAGAAGCCCAUGGCUGGUGGCAUGCA
Molecule: messenger RNA, 2079 nt
Organism: Pan troglodytes (chimpanzee)
Lineage: Eukaryota; Metazoa; Chordata; Mammalia; Primates; Hominidae
Gene: ADA
Product: adenosine deaminase
Exons: 12
Coding region: 500-1741 (413 amino acids)
Biological process (GO): negative regulation of adenosine receptor signaling pathway; inosine biosynthetic process; adenosine catabolic process
Cellular component (GO): cytosol; external side of plasma membrane
Molecular function (GO): adenosine deaminase activity
Source: RefSeq, a predicted model, not a curated record